Molecule: messenger RNA, 561 nt
Organism: Paramecium octaurelia
Lineage: Eukaryota; Ciliophora; Oligohymenophorea; Peniculida; Parameciidae
Source: the annotation of a GenBank genome assembly
AUGAAUCAUCAAGGCUUCUUUGGAACUGCAAUCAAACGAAAUUCUAAACAGACGAAUUCAAAAAGAGGGGAAGAGUGUUUUAAUAAUAAGUUAUUUGCAAAUGAGAAUCUUAGAAAAAUCUAAUUACCAAAAUAACUUACUUAGCAAUAUUGUUUCUCAUUAGAAUAAGGAGUAUACGGUACAAGAUUGGAAACCAAAUCACCCUCAAAAUAAAUUAAAGAAUCCAACAAUUCCAAAUAGAACAUAGAAAAUACAGCUUUUUAACCUGAAACUUUAAAGUUUUGCUACAAUCAACACUUUUUAGCUCAUGAUUUAUAACCCUUAAUAAAAAUAAGAAGAUGUUAAGUGGAUAAAAAUUGUUAGAAUAAAUAAUAAGUAACUCUAAAUUAGUAGUGUUUUAAUAUUAUAACUAAUAAAAGAAUACGAGCACAAUCAUUUGCUGAAGAAAAAUGCUUCUCUCCAGAUCAAAAUAAGAAAAGAACUAGACUUAAUUCAAUAAAUUAUAAGAAUCUUCAUUGUGAGUCCUUUAGAUUAUAGGAGAAUUAAUCUGAAAAUUACUGA